This is a messenger RNA of Iphiclides podalirius (scarce swallowtail), 2427 nucleotides long. Lineage: Eukaryota; Metazoa; Arthropoda; Insecta; Lepidoptera; Papilionidae. The record is from the annotation of a GenBank genome assembly.
AUGGACAAGCUAUGGAGUGCAUUCAGGGGCUCGAAAAAACCCAACAAAGAGCUCAACCAGAGCACUUACUCCCUGGUCUCCUGCGGGGAGGUGAGCCCAGACACCUUGCAGCUGUGGCUUGGUCUCCCGGAAGAAGUCAAGUACGACCCGGAGCUGGACAAGUUCAGAAGGCUGUAUGAGGAGAGCGCUCAAUCGGAGCCACAACCGGUGAAUCAAAAGGAUGGAGCGACGAAGAACCCUCAACGCUUGCCGUCUGCUAGCUCGGCACCUUUACUCGGCGGUAAACUAGAAGUAAAGGAUCCAAAAAAUAGCAUUAACGACAAAGAAGAAAUUGCCAAGUUAAGGAAUGUAGAAACUGUGGAAAGCAAUAUUCGCAUCCAACCCUCGACGAGGUUCCAAAAGAAGAUUAGUGAUGCAAAACACUACACAAAGAUGACUGUACUGCUGGGAUGCUGGGUGUUCUUUACCGCUGUAUUCUUGAUGUGCAACGAGAAGAAAGAGGUUUACAAAAACACAGCCAUAAUACCUGGGAUAUACCAGAAUUUCACUUUUGAACAGUCCGAAGCGCAAUCGGUUCUCGUAAAAGUCUCCGGGCCCUUUCUCUCUGAGCAAGCCGAGAUGAAGAUGAACUCAAGUGUGUUGGAGACGAGGGAGCGGCUGAUAGUCUGGGUGGAGAGAUGGCCCUCGAACAGAAGCGGUGUUCCACACGUUAAAACAGAGAUGGCGGUAAAUUCAACGAAUUCUUGGAGUGUGAUCCUGCAAGACCAGGAUCUGGCCUGCAACGAAGGCGAAUCACGAGCCUUCAUCUUUCGCUUCGAUCUAAAUACCAACGGUAGCGUCAACGUACUCCGUAUGAGAGCCACUUCUAGCGAAACCGUUGCCUUUGCCGUUAGCUUCAGCAUGGACCCCCUGGAAGUCAGCACCGGCGUCAUCUGCGCUUGCAUCUUGCUCUGCGGACUGUACGUGUUGAUUAUAUUUGAGAUAAUAAACCGGACCAUGGCAGCCAUCGUCGUCUCCACCACGUCGUUGGCCGUCCUGGCCUUAGUCGGCGAGAGGCCCUCGCUGCCGGAGAUCGUCUCUUGGCUGGACGUGGAAACCCUGCUACUGCUGUUCAGCAUGAUGGUGCUGGUCGCGAUCAUGGCGGAGACCGGGAUUUUCGACUUCCUCGCCGUCUUCACUUUCGAGGUGACCAAGGGUAGGCUGUGGCCGUUGAUAUUCUUGCUUUGCGCCAUCACGGCUAUCCUCUCCACUUUUCUGGACAAUGUCACCACCGUGCUCCUCAUGUCGCCGGUCACCAUCAGGCUGUGCGAAGUGAUGGACCUCGACCCCGUGCCGAUUCUAAUGUUCAUGGCGAUGUACAGCAACAUCGGGGGCACCGCGACGCCGGUCGGCGACCCGCCCAACGUCAUCGUCGCCUCCAACAAGGCCGUCAUCCAAGCCGGCAUCAACUUCACCAACUUUACCGCGCACAUGGCCCUCGGGAUUCUGUUCAUCUCGAUUCAGACGACUCUUCAGAUCAGAUUCAUGUACCGGGACACAAAUAAACUGAGGCUGAAGGAGCCGAGGGAGAUCCAGGACAUCCGCCACCAGAUCAGCAUAUGGCGCCGCGCUGCGGACUCCUUGCCGCAUCUGAGCAGGGACGUGCACGUGGUGAGGGAGCGGUUGGAGAAGAAGGUUGCCAAGCUGAGCCAGCAGCUGGAGAAGAUGCUGCGCGAGAGCAGCAAGAGGGCCUGCCCCAAGGACACGUUCAGGAGCACGCUGAUGGAGCUGAAGGAUAAGUACAAGAUCCGCGACAAGCCACUGCUCUUGAAAGCAAUAGUCGCGAUUGCUUUCGUGGUGAUCGUCUUCUUCCUUCACUCCAUACCAGAGCUAAAUCGGGUGUCUCUGAGCUGGACUGCGCUCCUGGGCGCCAUCCUCCUGCUGAUCCUGGCCGACCGCGAGGACCUGGAGCCGGUGCUGCACCGGGUCGAGUGGUCCACUCUGUUCUUCUUCGCCGCUCUCUUCGUGCUCAUGGAGGCUCUAUCCAAGCUUGGACUGAUCUUAUACAUCGGUGGAUUGAUGGAACAACUCAUUAUGAAGGUGGAUGAAAGCAGCCGCCUCGCCGUUGCCCUGAUGCUGAUCAUAUGGGUGUCAGGAACGAUAUCUGCCUUCGUGGACAACAUACCGCUAACGACAAUGAUGGUUCGCGUGGUGGUGUCUAUAGGAUCGAAUCCCAACCUCGGACUGCCCUUGGCGCCGCUCAUAUGGGCCUUGCUGUUCGGAGCUUGUUUGGGAGGUGCGUGGUAUCGCGCCGUGCUAGUGGCGGAGCAGCACGGCUACCGCUUCUCGUUCAUGCGCUUCUUCAGGGUCGGCUUCCCGGUCAUGAUCGGCCACCUGGUGGUGGCCUCCGUCUACCUCAUCAUCUGCCACUGCGUCUUCGCUUGGCAU